CUCACGCUGUUUGUUGAUACUAUUAAUUGCUCAAAAACAGUUGAAUAAUUAAUAUAUAAUUCAAUAGGAGUAGAUAAACUCUUAGUACUCAUCCAAUUUAUAAUUAUCGAUUUUUUAUGCAUUUUACGAAAGAAAAAACUAGUUUCUUUAUCAUAAAAGAUCAGCUAUUCAACUUUACUAGUUUCCAAAAUCCGUACCUACCUACUUAUUUUCCACAUAAACAAAGGUAGAAGUGAAAGAUUUGAAGCUCAGUUAGUUCCUCAGUUCAAAAUUUGUAGCAUUCGUGACGUGUCAGCUCCUCUGCCCUAACAAAAGAGUCAAAAUGUUCUUGUGUUCAUCCUCCAGUCAUUCAGUACCUGAAAAUGUAGAGACAAGUAGCAAAGGAUAUCACAAUUCAAUCAAAACCGAAAAAAACCGUACAGAAGAAGAAUUAUUCAUUCAUUUGGCUUUGAAAUCAGGGGAUAAGGAUAGAAUCUUUGGUGCAAUUAAAUAUCUAGCUGACAAAACUGCUCACGAACCUAUCGUCAACAGGUUCACCAUUUGUGAAAUAAAUGUAAUAUUGAUGAAAAGAUAUAUAAGACCCAGCCCUGUAUAUAUGCCGUUUAGGAAUUCAGUAUCGAUUCUGGAUCGCUUCAUGAAGUUUGAAAUGAAAUGGGGACUAAGUUCGUUAUAUGGGUUUCUUCUUUAUGGAAUUGCCCUGGAAAGACCAGAGAUGAUUGAUCUGAUCAGUGUGAUUUUAGAUUUAAACCCUUGGGUUAUCCAACAAGUAGACUGGCGGAGACGGAAUAUCCUUCACCGAUUAGCCCAUAAGGAUUUCUCAUCAAGACCUUACCUACAAGUAGCAGAGCUGUUGAUUGAAAGAGGAAUCAAAAUGGAUGUGGGGAAUGCGAAUGGUGAAACGCCUAUGGAAAUUGCAAUUGUACAUGAAAAUUUAGAAAUGCUGCGUUUGCUUCUGAGAAAUGGAGGAACCAGGGUCUACAAUCAUUAUCUGAAUAUUGCACAUUUUGCACUCGUGAAUGAUAGGAGAUCAUGUCUCCAUGCCAUCAUCAAAUUUUAUUUAGUUAGAAAAUUUCAAGGAAAAGUAGUGGACGAUAAUAUUAUGAAUUUUAUCACAUCGGAGCAGCUUAGCGAACAUUACAACCUUUGUUUGAAGGAUUUAGAAUCCCUAAAGAAUAAUAUCAUUGUCAAUACAAAUGUAUCGCUGUACGAUAUUCUCUUUAAACCGAAAAAAUAUUUGGUGAAGUACUUAAGAAACAAGGACGUUUUAUCAGGGAUCUCGAAAAUAAUCAUGGAAAAGUCAGAGUUCAGUUAUGAUCUUGAAGAAAUUCAGGAUACGGUUUUAAUCAGAAGGGAUCUUGAAGAUUCAACUCUAAUUAUGUUUAAAAAACAUUUCAAGUUACCUGAGUUUUGUCUAGAAAAAAUUAUUUCUCAUCUUGACAACGACAGUUUGAGAAAUGUCACUGCACUCGAAACUUCGUCCAAACCAAGGAGAUAUUACAAAGAUUUUCAUUGAAGAAUUGUACAAAAUUAGUCACCUGAGUCUUGCCUAGAAAAAAUUAUUUCGUAUCUCAAUAACGACAAUUUGAAAAAUGUCUCUGCACUUCGAAAUUUUGUCCAAACAAAAGAAUGUGAACAGGCAUUACAAAAUUGUUCAUUGAAGAAUUGUACGAUCUGAAUAAUUUGAAUGAAUUUGAUAUAUUUCCGAGCACGUUUAUACAAAUUUUUUAGAUAUACGUUUUUUUCUUAAUAUCUGUUAUUUAAUUCAUAUAUUCCAGUAAUUUCAAAUUUGGCCCACCCUGUACAUGUGCAUGAACCUAAUAACAGUUUUGUGUAAUUUUCAUUGCAUUUUAUGUUUGAAUUAUAUAGUGAUUCAAAAAUUAUUUUCGAAAAUAAAUUGUGGUUUCUGCAAUGUUAUUUCUGUUGUCUUUAUUUUACACAUUAUUCAUCAACAUUACCACAAAACAAGAAAUGUUUUUUUUUUAAUAUCUUGGAAACCAAACAAUAUAACAAAAAGACCUUUCAAGCAUUGUUAUAUUUCUAUAAGCUAGUAUUGAA
Messenger RNA from Harmonia axyridis, 2055 nucleotides. RefSeq lists its product as uncharacterized. The record is from RefSeq and is a predicted model, not a curated record. Lineage: Eukaryota; Metazoa; Arthropoda; Insecta; Coleoptera; Coccinellidae. Bases 323 to 1513 code for a protein of 396 amino acids. The transcript is spliced from 2 exons. Gene Ontology annotation, molecular function: protein binding.